This is a messenger RNA of Carassius gibelio (silver crucian carp), 3271 nucleotides long. RefSeq names its product serine/threonine-protein kinase TAO1-B. Gene Ontology annotation, biological process: execution phase of apoptosis; protein phosphorylation. Lineage: Eukaryota; Metazoa; Chordata; Actinopteri; Cypriniformes; Cyprinidae. Gene Ontology annotation, molecular function: ATP binding; protein kinase activity. The record is from RefSeq and is a predicted model, not a curated record.
GUCUCUAUGCGUACACUGCCUCCCUCUGGCAGAUGAGUAACCAGCGUGGCCGUACGUGUCGCAGUCGCACGGCCAGAUAGUCCCCUGCGAGCACGGUGCAUCCUCCGGCUCGCAGCAUGCCCUCCACCAGCCGGGCAGGGAGCCAGAAGGACACAGAGAUCGCAGAGCUAUUCUUCAGAGAGGACCCCGAGAAGCUCUUCACAGACCUCCGUGAGAUCGGUCAUGGCAGCUUCGGGGCAGUGUAUUUUGCACGGGAUGUGCGGACCGCAGAGGUGGUGGCCAUCAAGAAGAUGUCCUACAGUGGGAAACAGUCUAAUGAGAAAUGGCAGGAUAUCAUAAAGGAAGUCAAGUUCCUCCAGAGAAUACAACACCCAAACAGCAUAGAGUAUAAAGGAUGCUACCUGCGGGAACACACAGCAUGGCUUGUCAUGGAGUACUGUUUGGGCUCCGCCUCUGACCUCCUUGAAGUUCACAAGAGGCCCCUUCAGGAAGUUGAGAUUGCAGCCAUUACCCAUGGUGCUUUGCAGGGCCUUGCAUACCUUCAUUCCCAUAACAUGAUUCACAGGGAUAUCAAAGCUGGGAACAUCCUGCUGACCGAGCCAGGACAAGUCAAACUGGCAGAUUUUGGUUCUGCCUCCAUUGCUUCUCCAGCCAACUCUUUUGUGGGGACACCAUAUUGGAUGGCCCCUGAAGUGAUUUUAGCCAUGGAUGAGGGACAGUAUGAUGGAAAGAUUGACAUCUGGUCUCUUGGGAUCACCUGCAUAGAACUAGCGGAAAGGAAACCUCCUCUGUUUAACAUGAAUGCGAUGAGUGCCUUAUAUCACAUAGCACAGAAUGAGAGCCCUGCACUGCAAUCGAGUGAAUGGACGGAUUAUUUUAGAAAUUUUGUUGACUCCUGCCUUCAGAAAAUCCCUCAAGACAGACCACACUCUGAGGAUCUGUUGCAGCAUGCCUUUGUCCUGCGAGGGAGGCCAGAAUCUGUUCUGAUAGACUUAAUUUUGCGGACAAAAGAUGCGGUCCGAGAGCUGGACAACCUGCAGUACCGCAAGAUGAAGAAGAUCCUCUUUCAGGAGGCACACAAUGGGCCGACCACUGAGACCCAGGAGGGAGAUGAGGAGCCAGAGCAUGGUCCUGGUCACACGGGCACAGUGAGCAGUGUGGGCAGUAAUCAGUCCAUUCCCAGCAUGUCAAUCAGUGCAAGCUCUCAGAGCAGCUCAGUGAACAGCAUUCCCGAUGCUGCUGAUGACAAGAGUGACCAUGACCUGGAGAAAGACCACACUUUUAUGUCAAAUAAUUCGGUCAUACACCUGAAGCCUGAAGAAGAGGAAGUUUACCCCAACGAUCCUGAAACGCGUCCUCAUCCCUCAGAAGCCCAGGCGGCACCCGCACAGCCCCCGCAACGCAAACACCAUCGCAACCGCGAGCACUUUGCCACCAUUCGCACAGCUUAUCUGGUGACACGCCAGAUGCAGGAACAUGAGCAGGACUCCGAGCUGAGGGAGCAGAUGUCCGGUUACAAACGCAUGAGACGGCAGCACCAGAAGCACCUUAUGGCCCUGGAGAACAAACUGAAAGCGGAGAUGGACGAACACAGGCUGAGACUGGACAAAGAACUGGAGGCCCAGAGGAACAGCUUUGCCGCUGAGAUGGAGAAACUUGUGAAGAAAAACCAAGCAUCCAUAGAGAAAGAUGCCAAGUCAUUUGCCAAUGAUGAGAAGAAAUUCCAACAGCACAUUCAAGCACAGCAAAAGAAAGAGCUUAGUAGCUUCCUGGAGUCACAGAAACGAGAGUACAAGCUAAGGAAGGAACAACUCAAAGAGGAGCUAAAUGAGAACCAGUCCACCCCUAAGAAAGAGAAGCAAGAGCGGCUUUCGAAGCAGAAGGAGAACUUUCAGCACUACCAGGCAGAGGAGGAAGCCAACCUGCUCCGCCGACAGCGGCAGUACCUGGAGCUAGAAUGUCGGCGCUUUAAACGGCGAAUCCUCAUUGCAAAACACAAUGUAGAACAGGACCUUGUACGGGAGGAACUAAAUAAGCGCCAGACACAGAAAGAUCUGGAACAUGCCAUGCUGCUCCGCCAUCAUGAAUCCAUGCAGGAGCUGGAAGUUAGGCAGCUGGGCACCAUUCAGAAGAUGCGUACAGAGCUGAUUCGCUUGCAGCAUCAGACUGAACUCACCAACCAGCUAGAGUACAACAAACGCAGAGAGCGAGAGCUCCGCCGCAAACAUGUCAUGGAGGUCCGGCAACAGCCCAAAAGCCUUAAGUCUAAAGAGCUUCAGAUCAAGAAACAGUUCCAGGACACGUGUAAAAUCCAGACACGGCAGUAUAAGGCCUUGCGCAACCACCUCCUGGAGACCACACCCAAGUCUGACCACAAGGCUGUGCUGAAGAGGCUGAAGGAGGAGCAGACCCGGAAAUUAGCCAUCCUUGCUGAACAGUAUGACCAUUCCAUCAAUGACAUGCUCUCCACACAAGCUCUGCGAUUGGAUGAGGCACAGGAGGCUGAAUGUCAGGUGUUAAAGAUGCAGCUGCAGCAGGAGUUGGAGUUGCUGAAUGCUUAUCAGAGCAAAAUCAAAAAGCAGACGGAUGCACAGCAUGAUCGUGAGAGGAAAGAGCUGGAGCAGAGGGUUUCGCUGAGGAGGGCUCUUCUUGAGCAGAAGAUUGAAGAGGAGAUGGUUACCCUGCAAAAUGAGCGCUCAGAACGAAUCCGCAGUCUAUUAGAGAAGCAGGCCCGGGAGAUUGAAGCGUUCGACUCUGAAAGCAUGCGCCUGGGAUUCAGCAACAUGGUGCUCUCCAACCUGGCCUCAUCCGAUGGCCACAGCCACAGCUUUCCGGGGGCCCAGAGUAGCUGGGGCUCCCAGCACGGUGCAAGCACCCAGGGGUCACCCUGGGGAGGACACCACAGUGGCAGCCAGCACGGCCACCACCACCACCCAAGCCACAGUGACUCUAUCCAGCAGCCUUGGGGUCAUGGCCUACCUUCAGGGGGGCCACCCCCCUGGGGGCACUACGGGUCUGGGGCCAGUCAGUGCUCGAGUGGGGGAAGUGGUGGGCUACGGAACAGUCCCCAGGUGGUACGGCGGGCCACCACAGGUGUCCGCAAUGAGCAGGGGAUGAGCAGAAGUACCAGCAUCGCCUCUCAGAUUUCCAAUGGUUCGCACCUGUCCUACACGUAAGACCACCCACUGCUUUCCCACAACACUCAUCUUGACCCAAAGUGCCAUAGGGGAGGGGACAAAGGGGCACCAGGGCUUUUUUUUCUUUUUUUUUU